CUCCCAUAAACAACACUAAUUACCAACUGCGCUUCUCACCAUUGUCAUCGAGCUCCGGAUUGCCAGUCCUAUCUGGCCAAUUCUCCGCAGACUCAAACCUCCAAACAAGCAGGAGCGAGGUUAUGAGCCGUCAUGCGAUGGCCGCCAUGGGCUUCCGACUCGCAAGCCCAGCAACAAACCGCGAAAGACUCAUCCGAACACGAUGAAAGACAAGCCGCUGCGAAAUCCACCACAGCCUCAAAAAAGAAGGACUGGGAGUCCUCGGUAACAGCGAUAGACUGGGCUGCCUUUACAGAAGCCAGAACGAUCAUCCCAACCCUGAUUCUGACGAGCGGUUUCCUGGGCGCAUUCUACAUCCAUCGCCGCUAUCUGCGCCGGUUCCCCGACGCAGUGAGCAUCACGCCGUCGUAUUUCCGUCGCAGGAGUCUGCUGGGCCAGGUCACGAGUGUUGGCGAUGGGGAUAACUUUCGGAUAUAUCACACACCUGGCGGAAGACUUGCGGGGUGGGGAUGGCUGCCGUGGAAGAAGAUUCCGACGUCGAAGAAGGAAUUGAGAGAUAAGACGGUCCACAUUCGUCUAGCUGGGAUCGACGCCCCCGAGCUCGCACAUUUUGGCCGUCCCGAACAGCCGUUCGCCCGCGAAGCACACCAAUGGCUUACCUCGUAUCUUCUCGGCCAUCGAGUCCGCGCCUACAUCCAUCGUCCGGACCAGUAUCAGCGUGCGGUCGCUAGUGUCUACGUGCGCCGGCUUCUGGACUUUCCGCCCUUUCGUCGUCGGGACGUGUCGUACGAGAUGCUGAAGCGGGGGCUCGCGACUGUAUACGAAGCGAAAAUGGGUGCGGAGUUCGGUGGUGAGGCCAUGGAGCGUAAGUAUAAGAAGGCGGAGUGGUGGGCGAAGCUGAGGGUGUUGGGCUGUGGAAAGACUAUCGCCGCAAUAAGACAGACUGGGAGAGUCCCAGAGAGUACAAGACGCGUAUGGGACUGGAGGAGGCUGCGCAGCCCCGGGUUGAAACUAAGAAAUGAGGCAAGGCCAGGGAUAUGAACUCAGGGUGAUUUUGGUGUCUAUAGCCUGCUGUCACGACGUUACGCUUGAUAUCCUUUGCCUUUCAUGUAUGAUGUUGAUAUCCUGGAAAGCUUCGUGUGCAUAAAUUUCGUCACGGGCUUUGAUAGGUUAGGAGACUAUAUAUCUGUCACGUAGAUGUAGCCUGUGUUUGCAUGGAGUCAAACAUUUAAUCCCGAC
This is a messenger RNA of Aspergillus novofumigatus IBT 16806, 1239 nucleotides long. Its product is annotated as thermonuclease family protein. Bases 133 to 1041 code for a protein of 302 amino acids. NCBI's taxonomy places the organism in Eukaryota, Fungi, Ascomycota, Eurotiomycetes, Eurotiales, Aspergillaceae. The transcript has 2 exons. Gene Ontology annotation, cellular component: mitochondrion; cytoplasm. The record is from RefSeq and is a predicted model, not a curated record.